Molecule: messenger RNA, 6295 nt
Organism: Octodon degus (degu)
Lineage: Eukaryota; Metazoa; Chordata; Mammalia; Rodentia; Octodontidae
Gene: Ate1
Product: arginyltransferase 1
Exons: 13
Coding region: 270-1943 (557 amino acids)
Biological process (GO): protein arginylation
Cellular component (GO): cytoplasm
Molecular function (GO): arginyl-tRNA--protein transferase activity
Source: RefSeq, a predicted model, not a curated record
CAGGAUAUGAUUAGGUGAAACUGACUGGGAGGGUCAGUGUCCUCGCCUAUGAGAUGGGCUGAUAACUCUCAGCUCCGAAAAGGCCUGCAGAUCCAGUGUGCGGCCACACACCCGGCCAGAAGGCACGAUCAGCCCCCACCCAGGGCCUGGGGGGCGCCGGGACCCGGCCCGGCCUCCCCUGCACCCUCCCGCGCCGGCCUCCGCACUCCGCGGAGUCAGCCCUCCGGGCCCCGAGAGGCGGGGCCGCUCGCAUCGACCCUGCGGCGGCCAUGGCCUCGGUGGUGGAGUACGAGGGCCUCAAGGCCGGCUACCGCUGCGGCUACUGCGGCUCCGGCGAGGGCAAGGCGUCCUGCGGGAUGUGGGCACAUUCCAUGACAGUGCAAGAUUACCAGGAUCUUAUAGAUCGAGGAUGGCGAAGAAGUGGGAGAUAUGUAUACAAGCCUGUCAUGAAUCAAACAUGCUGUCCUCAAUAUACGAUAAGGUGCCGGCCUUUACAGUUUCAACCAUCAAAAUCACACAAGAAAGUAUUAAAAAAAAUGUUGAAAUUUUUGGCUAAAGGGGAGCUUUUCAGAAGAAAUUAUGAGGAUGAGCCCAUGGAUUCUACAAUGGAAGAUGCAGUUGCAGGUGACUUUGCAUUAAUAAAUAAAUUGGAUAUAAAGUGCGAUCUUAAAACACUCAGCAGUGAUCUCAAGGAGAGCUUAGAGUGUGACAAGAAGAAGAAAGAAAAAAACUCAAAGAAGGAAGACUCUAAAGAAUUAACUUAUUCACAAGCCAUAGAAGAGAAGUUGGGCUCUGGUGAACCAUCACAUUCAAUCAAAGCUCAUCUGCUUCCUAAGCCAGGCAAAGGGGCUGAUUUGAGUAAGCCUCCAUGUCGAAAAGCCAAGGAAAUCCGAAAAGAAAGGAAAAUGUUAAAACUCAUGCAGCAAAACCCAGCUGGAGAAUUUGAGAGUUUCCAGGCUCAAGGUCAGGCACUGACUUCGUUCCCACCAAAGGCUAAAUCCAACCAGCCCAAAUCACUUGAAGAGUUAAUAUUUGAAUCGUUACCAGAGAAUGCAUCACACAAACUAGAGGUGAGGGUGGUGAGGUCAUCUCCACCAAGUUCUCAGUUCAAAGCCACAUUUCAGGAGUCUUACCAGGUCUAUAAACGUUACCAGAUGGUCAUUCACAAGGACCCACCUGAUAAACCAACUGUGAGCCAGGUGAGGUUAGUGCCUGUCUCCUUUGAGGACCCAGAGUUCAAGUCGUCCUUCAGCCAGUCCUUUUCUUUAUAUGUCAAGUACCAAAUGGCCAUACACCAAGAUCCACCUGAUGAAUGUGGGAAGACCGAGUUCACGAGAUUCCUUUGCAGUUCACCUUUGGAGGCAGAGAAUCCCCCUAAUGGACCAGAAUGUGGCUAUGGCUCCUUUCACCAGCAGUACUGGCUUGAUGGAAAGAUUAUUGCUGUGGGGGUGAUUGACAUCCUUCCAUACUGCGUUUCUUCUGUCUAUUUGUACUAUGACCCUGAUUAUUCAUUUCUGUCCUUGGGUGUCUACUCUGCAUUACGAGAAAUUGCUUUUACUAGGCAACUUCAUGAGAAAACAUCUCAGCUCAGCUAUUAUUAUAUGGGAUUCUACAUUCAUUCAUGUCCCAAGAUGAAAUAUAAGGGUCAGUAUAGACCUUCGGAUUUGUUGUGUCCUGAGACGUAUGUUUGGGUACCUAUCGAGCAGUGCCUGCCUCCACUUGAAAACUCCAAAUACUGCCGUUUCAACCAGGAUCCAGAAGCAGUGGAUCAAGGUCGCAGUAAGGAACCUGACCGAGUGCGGGUGUUCCACAAGAAAGCCAUCAUGCCUUAUGGCGUUUACAAGAAACACCGAAAAGACCCGAGCGAGGAGGCGACGGUGGUGCAGUACGCCAGCCUGGUGGGGCAGGUGUGCUCUGAGAGGAUGCUGCUCUUCAGGGCCUGAGCCCGCCCGGCCUCUGGGGUUUCGAGCCCCGCACCCAGGGAGAGGCUGUAGCCCCCCUCAGAGUAGACUGUCUCAGUUUCACUGUCGUACAGCUUUUCUAAAAUAUUUUGUGGCAGUAUAUUUGUGAGAUUCUUAUGGUUAAUAUAAAGACUUUAAAUAUAUAUUAUGACAUGUAGGUUGUAAUUGGGGUUUGUUUGAACGUUUGUAGAGCAAAAUACACUAGGCUUCUCUAGUUAACAUUUUGGAAAGAAAAUUAAGAUUGGAUAAAUAAUUUAAUCACAGUCAUGCUAUUUUUGUUCUGUUAGAGAAAUUCAUGCAGACUUCCUUCAGAUCCACGAAGACAGUGGCUUAUCCUGGGACCCUUUGACCCUUUGAGUACAGGAAGAAGGUGGAAAGUACGUUUCAUCAUUGAGGAAAUACAUCUUCACCAGUGAGCAAACCUAGGCUGUCUCCUAGUGUUCAGUAUUAAAUUACUGCCAAAUGUUACACUGUGUAGCUUAAUACAGAAUUUGAAAAAAAAAAAAAAAAUGCACAGGAAACCAAGAGCUCUCGUGUUUGUAGUAGGUGUCCAUUUGUCUAAGAGGUCCUGUUCAUGCCUGUCUUUUUGGCAUCAUUUUUUCCCUAGAGUCAUUGCUGUUAGUGCUGCCAUUUACUUUCAGAAAUUUCUCAGUUUGGGCAAUAAAGUGUGUAAAUACUCCAGUAAUCUACUAUUUGCUGUAUUUCUAAGCAUCUAAGAAAUAUUUUAAAUAAAAUAUUAAAUACGGCCCAUCCAAAAGACAUAGGCACCAAUUUUUCAUUCCUUAGAACGCAGGACACUUGUCUGUGGUUACUGAUGAAAACAAAUUAGUAUGUCCCUGCCUUUGUAGCUGUGCCAUGGUCACAUUGAAGUCAGUGGGAGUCACUCGGACCCAGGGCAGCAGUUAGGACAUCCUUCUCCGGCUUUUUGAUUGUCAGAGAAUAGGUGCUGCCCUUUGUUACAGGAAGCAAAGCCAGGCCCCUCUCUGCCUCUGUGCCCCUAUCCGUCUCUCCCUGUGUGGAGCCUUCCUGUGAUCAGCAGAUGCCCUCUGAAUGCCUGCAGACCCUGGCUGAUAUAUGGAGAGCCAGUCACAGCAGUGCUUAGUCACGGCCCAGCUGUGUUGGGAGCAGGAUGAAGAGCAGAGAAGGCGGGCUGUCCUCCUGUGUACUUUUCCUCACAUGUACCUUCUGCUGCCAUCUGCUUGGCCACCUGCUUCAUUGUGGUCCCUGUUUCUCCCGUUCUUACAUCUUCUAUUGAUUCAUCUUCUUAAAAGCCGUGUUAUAAAACUCAGUGCUGUGAAUAUCACUACUUAUUUUAAACUUUUUUCCAAAAGGCUCUAAAUGUCAUCAAAACAAUAACCUUCCCUUUGUUAGAAUACCUGGAAGGAUCAUAAAACAAAGAUUUAAAAAGUGAAGCAUCAGUAAAUUAAACAGUGUAAACUGCAUGUUCAUUCCAUGAGAGAACGAGACCCCUGCCAUGUGGCGCUUUGGUAACUGGAGAUGCAAGACUGAAGAAAAACAUUUUCUCUUAUUGCAAAGAUUGUGUCUUCCAUCAUUUUGAUCCACAAAGUUGUCUCUCAAGAGUAUUUAAGAGGCUAACUUGGAACUAACUCCAGAAUCUGUAUGACUUUCUUUUUCCUUUUCCCCUGAAAAUGGCUUCACUUGAUGAUUUUGUUCAUGAAAAUAAUACUGUAAGCAAUUAAAAUAUUAAGAAAGUAAGCAGCAGUCAUGCCAUCCCAGAAUAAAAAGAGGGCUGGGGAGAUAUCUCAGUGGCUUAAGUGCCUACCUGGUAAGCACAGUGGUCCUGAGUUCAAUUUCAUAGUACCAAAAUAAAUAAAAGAAUAAAAAGAGAGCUACUAAUGAUACACCUCACAAUUCUAAUGUAAGUAAGAUUAUGCUGUGCAUUCUGUUAUUUUGUUUCCCCAAUAAUAAUAAGUUGUGGAUAUAUCUGAAAUUUGACAAAUCUCAAAUUGAGAUUGUAGAUACAGUGGUAAAUACACUCAAUAUUGUUAAGAUAAUGCUAGGACAGAGUGUGUGCUCAGCACUGGACAUUGGGUGUCUGCGUUGAUGUCAGCUGCAUUUCAUCUGGCGUUUACCUUCGUCAUUGGCUCUAGAAGCAUGCUUGUAAAGAUGGAGAGGAGAGGAACGCUGCAUCUAGUACCUUAGCACAGCUCUAGUUUCUUCCCGUAGAAUUCAGUUUUGGAUGCCUUCAGGGGAAAAUGACCAUCUCGGCAGUAUGCUGAGGGGCAGUCCCUGCCACCUGGUGACUUGGGUGGGGAGAUUCCUCCACUCAAUUGCUUGUUCAUGGGCAAGUUUUCUUAAGAAUAGUUUAUUGGUCCUAGUAGUCCAGGUGUCCUCAGAGACACUUACUUGUUCCUUGAAGCCCUCACUGAAUGUGAAUGCUGGUGAGGCUAGAGAAGGACAAUCGCCAGAAGCCACCCAGCUUUGUCAGUUGCCGAGCAAUCUGCUUUUUUGCUGGGGAGGGGCAGAGGGUCUUGCACUAUAGUGCAGGCUGGCCAAAAACUCCCUGUGAUCCUCUGCCUCAACCUUCUCAGUGGUUGGGUAUGUACCACUAUGCCAGGAUUUCUGUGUGUGUGUGUGUGUGAGUGUGAGAUGAGCUGUCUAGCUGAGACACCUGAUUUCAUAGGAAUGGCUUUCAUCUAAAGCAAAACACAUAAGAACCUUACAAAGACAGUUUAUAUCUUUUCAAGGCAGGACGCUUUACAUUUGCAAACAUAGUGUUUUAUUUUCCUUCUAAUUUGAAUAAAUUCAAACCUGCCUUCAUGCCUUGGGAGCAAAGAUGUAAUCUUGAUUCCCCGGGCUGUCAUCUAUACUAAGUUAUUUCAGUUUCUGUGAGCUCUUAGUUACCUUAUUUUUGUUAAAUGUAAUAUGAGCACUUUUUUUAUAUUCUUAAAGAGAGGCUAUUACCGGAUGAAUAUAUUAUUCAUUUGGCUGAAAUUAUUUAGAUAAGAAAUUACUAGUUUUCUUUCAAACAGCAUAUCCUAUUUUUCAUCUACUUUGCAAAUACAAGUUUUCUGUGAUUUCUUAACAUGCCAAAAUCUUAUGUAAAAGAAACUUUGCAGAUUUUUAAACAAUGGUUUGAUUUUUAUAACUUUGUGUUAUUUCUGUUUGAAUAAAGGUAAGAGAAUAAAUGUAUCUAUUAAAAAUGCAUCUUUUACUGCUGUUAAAUGCAUCUGUUAUUGCUAAUUUAUUUUUUAAUGUAUUUCGUAGAGGGUCUCACUAUGCAGCUUGGACUCAUAGUGAUCCUUCAGUUUUCAGCUUCCCCAGUGCUGAAAUUACAUGCAUGCACCACCGCGCCUUGUCUCCGUAGCCGGCUCAGCACACAUGGGGCCAGGGCCGGCAUGGCGUAUGGUGCAGAGGAUCGAACCCUGGUCCCUGUGCUUGCCUAAGCCGGCACUUAGUCCACUGAGCUAUCUUGCCGGCCCUAUUGCUAAUUUAAAUAAAGUAGAAACAGUUGGAGAAUGUUUGUAUUAUAAGUUAUUUCAAGUGCAUAUUAUUUUCCUAAAGAAAACCAGUGACUAAGACAAAAGUUUGAUCACGUGUGCUGCUUUUUGCUCUUUUGUGUGCUUGUUUUCAACAGUCCAUUUGGUGAAGCUUGAAUGGAAAAAAUAAAAGCAGUUUCUGUUUGCAGUGACUCUUACUGGUCAUCAUACCAAAAACAUGUUUUCAUCUUUUAAAUUCUUGCAUCUGUUUCACCUGCGGUGACCAGCAAACAGGCAAAUCAUUGGCUACAUGAAUUAUAAAGUUUAGUUUUCAGUAACUGGAGCUCUAGACCAUUUGGAUUCCAAAAUCAAAGUGUGGUGAUUUACUUCUCAGAUAAAUGUAAAUCUCACUUUCAUCAGUGUCUGGAAUUUGACAAGGUGAAAUAGGAAAUAGAUUUUUUUACUGAGAGAGAUUUACCAAAGUAAAAUACAAUUUUCUGAAGUGUAAUUCACAGCGAAAUUUUCAAAAUUAUAUAGCAAAGCUGUGCUUAAAUUGUGCUCAGUAGUCCACAGUAUAGUUAUGGAAUAUAUUUACUAGUUCUUUGUCCUUUUAUCAUUAAAAGGACCCUAGAAGGUUGGCAACAGAUGAAUCAUAUUUCUAAGCUAUUGAAAUAAUUUAAUCCCCAGUGACAUUUUUUUCCAGAUUGGAAAUAUCUGUUGGUUUACCUAAUCUGAAAGGGAUAUGCCAGUUGUGGUAGUGCACACCUGUAAUCCCAGCACUCUGGGAGGCUGAGGUGGGCAGAUCUUGGGAAGUUCAGGAUCAUCCUGGGCUACAUAGUUAGUUCAAGGCCAGCCUGAACUAUGUAACAAGGCUCUGUCUCAAACAAAAACAAA